Cladocopium goreaui is the source of this 308-nucleotide messenger RNA. Lineage: Eukaryota; Dinophyceae; Suessiales; Symbiodiniaceae. The record is from the annotation of a GenBank genome assembly.
AUUGAUGUCAUCACAUUCGGCUCCCUGCUGAAAAGAUCUGAGUGCCCAACGUGGACUUGGUCCUUGAAUCUCUUGCAGACAAUGGAGCAGCUGCGCUGCGAAGCCAACACCAUCACGCUGAAUGCGGCCAUCAAUUCUUGUGAGGAAGCAGGGGCAUGGCAAGUCGCGCUCCACAUCAUGGACCAAACCGUUCGCAUCCCAAGUUUGAUCACCUGGAAUUCAUGCCUCAGCAGUUGUGCGAAAGCGGAGCAGUGGAACACCGUGUUGGCGCUCAUGGAUUCCAUGGUCACGGCGCACUUCCAACCAGA